Messenger RNA from Podarcis lilfordi (Lilford's wall lizard), 11929 nucleotides. The record is from the annotation of a GenBank genome assembly. Lineage: Eukaryota; Metazoa; Chordata; Lepidosauria; Squamata; Lacertidae.
CGGGAAGGAGAGCAUUUUUAUUUAUCAAAGCUGCUGCUUUUCAAGUUUGAUAUAUAGGAAUAUUUCACAUUGGCUGUAUGUAAACCACUGAAUGCAAAUCCUUUGUUUUAUGAACAAGCGGUAUACAAAUCUUGUUGAACAGAUAAGAGUCCCUCUUUCCUUAAUCCUCCCCCCCCCUUCUCUGGGAGGUCCUACAAAGGGUUAAAUCUGAGAGAUGCCCUUCCCCAAAAUUUCCCCAGGUUUUUUUAAAAAAAAAUUGUGAAAAGCGGGCGGGGCUGGUGGGAGGGACCAACCUGCUGAAGGAGCCCCUCCCUGUCUGGUCUCAGUCUAUUCCAUUCAUUCCAGCAAACUGGGUGUUGGAGGGCGGCUGGAAGCGGUGGUGAGUUUGAACCCAUUACUGUAUCUGGGACUGGGUGGAAGCUGGGCCCUUGGAACGCCCUGCCACUAUAUAUAUAUCUCUAUAUAUCUCUAUAUACAGGCUCCAUCCUUGAGAUCAACCUUCCCCAACCUGGUUCCUUCCAAAUGGGGAUUUUUGCUGUUGUUGCUGCAACUACUUGAUGCUUAACUGUGCUGGCUAAGCCUAACGCAUCUUAAAAGUUCGCCAGCUUGGGGGGGCAUGGUCACACAAGCCAUGGGGGUUGGAUGGAGUCCAUAAGAUGCUGAGUCGGAGCAUUGGCCCAUUUGAGCUCCGUUUUGCCUACACGGGCUGGCAGCAGCUCUCCUGCUUGGAGAUGCUGGGACCCUUUUGCGUGCGGAGCAGACGCUCCAGCACUGAGCUGUGACUGCCUUUUUUAGUUUCUAGUCCUCAGGGUUCCAAAUGGAAAGCAGUGUAAACUGGAACAAAGGAAUAAUAAUAAUAAUGCCUAGCAAAGCAGCUGUUCUGUCGCUAUGCCAUGGCGCAUUCCUCCAGCCCAAAGCAACUGGAAGUCGCCAGAUGGGGAAAGGUGUUGUAAGUGGUGCCUUUUACAAGUAAAACCAGGUUGGCAUGUGUUGCGGCAAUGGUGGCAUGGGUUGAAUAGAUAGAGCCUCUAUUGCCAGAUGCAGUCUACCUCUAAAUACCAGUUUCCAGAAAGGUGUGAGCAGCGCUGCCUCUUAUUCCUCCCUCCGGAGAAGAAAUUGCAUUCCUGGAUGAGGUGGCUGCGGGUUGUUUUCAGUGCUAGUCCUACUCAAGAGUAGGCCUAUUGAAAUGAAUUGACCUAGGUUGGAGGGUUUUUGGGGUUGUAUUACUGUGAAGAGUUUCAAAACAAACAUUAACAGAGAAACCAAUGGUUCAAUGGCUGUUGUUGAUAAACUGCUGUUAUCCAAAGGAUCAGUGAUUAAGUGGACAGGUAGUGAAACAUGGCUAUACACUCAAAUGGGUCUACUCUUGAGUAGGACCGGCACUGAAUCCUGUCCUGGGUUUCCCCUCCUUUUAGUCUGACCCAAAAUGAUAAUCCUUAUUCUUAUCCAUCAGUUCUGUAAUCCUCUCUGUUCUCUUCAGCUGAAUUUUUAAUUCCUGUUGCUUUCAUUUUCUUAUUUUAAAAAAUAUAUUUUAAAGUUUUCUAUUAAUAGUUAAAUGCUUUUUUAAAGUAACGAUUUGGACAGCAGCUGUGAAAACCAUAUGGAAAAGUGGGGUGUAAAUUUAGUAAUGAUUUGAUGGCUUGAAUCGUUAUUAAUAAUUGCCCGACCUUCACCGUAAAGUCCCAGGUAGGGUUACAACUAAAAAUUAAUAUUAAAAACUAUUUAAAACAGCUUACAAUCGUAAAAAUAGAGUGGAUCCUAUAUUAAAAUUUGUUAAGUUAAAAUCCUAUAUGUGUGUCCUGCUUAAUAUUUCAAAAAUCUCUUAAUUGGUGUACAGUUGGUGAAUAUUUAAGUUUAUCUUUUGCCCUUCCUCCCAGAGCAGCCCAGUAAUAAAACAUCUUUAAAAUAAAAAACCAAAAACAUCUCCCAAAUGAUUCCAAUACAGAUGCAGACUGGGAAAGAUCUCAAAAGGCCUAUUAAAAAGCCUUUUCCUCCCUAGUCUGGGACUUCACUCUAUUGAGAUGUUUUUAUUUGCUAUCUAUUACCACUUUUGCUAUGUUUGGGUAGAUUUUUUUCAUGUUGCAAGCUGCCUUGAGCAUGGUUUAGUUAUGGAAAGGUGGCCUACAACUAGAGAAUUGUUGUUUAGUUGUGUCCAACUCUUCGUGACCCCAUGGACCAGAGCACGCCAGGCACUUCUGUCCUCCACCGCCUCCCACAGUUUGGUCAAACUCAUGUUGGUAGCUUCGAGAACACUGUCCAACCAUCUUGUCCUCUGUCGUCCCCUUCUUGUGCCCUCCAUCUUUCCCAACUUCAGGGUCUUUUCCAGGGAGUCUUCUCUUCUCAUGAGGGGGCCAAAGUAUUGGAGCCUCAGCUUCAGGAUCUGUCCUUCCAGUGAGCACUCAGGGCUGAUUUCCUUCAGAAUGGAGAGGUUUGAUCUUCUUGCAGUCCAUGGGACUCUCAAGAGUCUCCUCCAACACCAUAAUUCAAAAGCAUAAAUUCUUCGGCGAUCAGCCUUCUUUAUGGUCCAGCUCUCACUUCCAUUCAUCAGUACUGGGAAAACCAUAGCUUUAACUAUACGGGCCUUUGUUGGCAAGGUGAUGUCUCUGCUUUUUAAGAUGCUGUCUAGGUUUGUCAUUGCAUUUCUCCCAAGAAGCAGGCGUCUUUUAAUUUCGUGGCUGCUGUCACCAUAUGUAGUGAUCAUGGAGCCCAAGAAAGUAAAAUCUCUCACUGCCUCUAUUUCUUCCCCUUCUAUUUGCCAGGAGGUGAUGGGACCAGUGGCCAUGAUCUUAGUUUUGUGGAUGCUGAUCUUCAGACCAUAUUUUGCACUCUCCUCUUUCACCCUCAUUAAAAGGUUCUUUAAUUCCUCCUCACUUUCUGCCAUCAAAGUUGUGUCAUCUGCAUAUCUGUGGUUGUUGAUAUUUCUUCCAGCAAUCUUAAUUCCGGCUUGGAAAAGCGGGGAUAUAAAAACACAUAAGAGCAAAUAAAACAGGGUUAAAAAAUUAUUUAUUGCAUUUAUACACUGUUUGUAUCCUUCCUUUGUGCUCACAGAUAUUUGGGGUGGGGUGGGGGUUAAGGGGAGGUCUCCCUCCAAUCUAAUUAUGCUUGCCACAACCCUUUUUGGUAGGUUAGGCCGAGCUGGGGGUAUCAACUAUUUUGUUUUAUUUAUUAUUAUUAUACUUGAGUCCCACCUUUCGUCCAAAGAACUCAAGGCGGUGUGCAAAACAAAUAUUAAACCAGGGAAAAAUUAGUCACAAAAAUGUUUCGUUUGUUUAUUGAUUGAUUGAAUUUAUAUACCGCCCUAUACCCCGGGGUUUCAGGGUGGUUCACUGAAUAAAAUCAAGAUAUAAAACCAGAAAAUACCUAAUAAAAAUAAAAACAGCAACCCAAUACCCCCCCCCACAAAAAAACACAUUUUAAAAGGGCAUAGGAUGUUGUUGUUGUUUUGUAAUGUGUUUUGAAAAGCAGCAUGCUUACAUGAUAAAUGUGUGCUUAGCAACAUGGAUCUGAUACAGAUUUUUUUUAAUUUAGUAAAUAAAUUGCACACUGCUUCAUUGUAAAAAAACAACCCUCAAAGCAGUAAUAAAUAUAUAUACCACUCUUCAUCGAAAGAUCUCACCGUAUGAUUAGAACAGCGCUGUUGCUUUUUUAAAGCUUUUCACUCUUCAAAUUUAUUUUUAAAAAUCAGUUAAGUUGUAAGAUGUAAAGGCAGCAGGGAUUUUUUCCCCUUUUUAGAAAAACUCCUCACCUGUGCUACUACAGCCAUUUCCAUGUCAACACCUGUCCUGAAGAGACCUCUUGCAAAAGCAUUCAGACUGGCUUUGUGUCAGUCCUGGCGGGGACAAUGGCAGUGUACUUGAGACAAAAGAUUGCCCUCCCAAAUCUGUUUAAAGCAAAGUGAUAAAAUGGGAUUUGCCAAUCUCUGCCCUGGAGGCACCUUCCAUUCCUGAAAGGGCUCAGAACAGCUUUUCUCAAUCUUUGGCUAGCCAACAUCUGUCUUAAAAACAACACAGGAAGUCUGAGAAUGGGAGGGGCACUAGCCUUAAUGGUUUUUAAAGUUGGGGGGGGGGUACCCGUGGAAAGUGGGAUGGGAAGUAAAUAAAACAAAAGGGGAAAAAAAUAUGUAUUUGAAUUUUAUGUGAAUUUGUGGAAAUUUAAUUAUAUAUAUAUUUAAAAAACAAGUGUGUGUGUGUGUAUAUAAAAAAUCAAAUCCCUGGAUUAGGUCCUCUGCCCUACACAUUUAAAGCAGUAUCAUACCACUUUAAACUCUCAUAGUUCCCUUUCCCCCCCCCCAAAAAAAAUAAAUAAAUCCUGGAGAACUGUAUUUUGGUAAGAGUGCUGAUUGCUGCUAGGAGACACAUGCACCCAUUCCUCUCGGAGAGCUAUAAUUCCCACAGUGGUUUAACAACAAAUCCCUCUUCCCAGAGAACUCUGGGAAUUGAGGGGAAUGGGCGUCUCCUGACAUCUCUUGGCACCCUUCACAUCCUACAACUCCCAGCGUUAUGUCGGGGAAACCGGGACUGUUUAAAGUGGAAUGAUGCUGCUUCAAAUGCCAACUCCUAGGAGUUUUGGGGGCUCCGGCCUCCCCCCAAUGGAAUAUUUGAGGGGGCCAGCCUCCCCCCCCAAAAGUUGAUGGGCAUUGCCAUUCGAAUGGUGUGCGUGCACCAUGUCAUGUGAUUGAUUAUGUGGGGUGAGCCUUAACCGGCCUCCCAAUAUUUCAUUCAUAUUCCCUCCCCCCCAGUGUAGUGCAAAUGGGGCCUAAAUGUUUGAGGCUCGAUGGCGUAUUUGUUUAAUGUGGAAGUUUUAAAACCAGGUUUAGCCAGAGGAAUCCUGGGAAGGGGAUUUGGAAGCAAGGUCUAGGGGCAAGGAGUGGGAACACCCCUGGCCCUCUGCACGUUGUUGGCUGAACUGCAACCUUCUGGGGGCCACAUAGAUGGGGCCAGGGGCCACAGCUGACAAAGUCACUGGUGUGUCAGUUUUUCCCCUCAGUAUAGCAGGUUAAUUUCAGCAAAGAUGCUUUAAAAGGGUCCCUGUUUUCAUCAGAGAAAUGUUAGAGGGUAUGCAGGCUUGGGGAGAGUCCCAAGGGCCGUGUAGAGGGGCUUGGAGGGCCACAUUUGGUCCCUAGGCUGAGCAAUAUAGGAAGUUGCCUCAUACUGAGACAGAACCUUUGUCCACCACAUUCUUGUCUACACCAGGGUUUUCCAAACUUGGGGCUCCUGCUGUUUUUUGGAGGGGGACCACAACUCCUAUCAUCCCUAGCUAGCAAGACCAGAAGUCAUGGAUGAUGGGAACUGUAGUCCAAAAACAGCGGGAGACCUAAAUUUUGGAAGCACUGGCCUACACUGACUGGCAGUGGCCCCUCAAAGUGUCAAGCAGGGGAAAUUCCCAGCCCUGGAUGCCAGGAUUGAACCUGGGAUCUUAGGCCUGCGGAGCAGCUGCUCUGUCGCUGAGCUCAGUCCCGUCUUCAGAAGCUGCCCUAUCCCAAAUCAGCUUUAGUCAGUCUAGUUUAGUUCUGUCUACCCUGGUUGGCAGCACUUUAGGCAGGGGCUCCUAGCCCAUCCAGAAUUAAACCUAGGAACUGUAGAAUGCAAAGCAGGUGCUCUGCCAUUGAGGAUACAGCCCUUUCCAUUACCUAGGUCAUAAAACUGUAGAGUUGGAAGGGACCCACGGGUCAUCUAGUCCAACCCCCUACAAUGCAGGAAUCUCAGCUAAGGCAAUCAUGACAGAUGGCCCUCCAACCUCCACUUAAAAACCUCCAAGGAAGGGCAGAGGAGUAAGACAGCUUCUUGUAUUCCCUGCAGAAGUUUGUAAUUUGUAGCAAUUUAGCAUGAAUGCUGUGCAUCUCCUGGUCCAGCCCAGUGUGAGGUUUAGCAGCAAAAGCGUAGCAAAAGACUUUGCAAAGAGAGCGAGAGGUGAUUCUCUGUCUGUCUCUCUCUCUGUGUCUUGCAAGUUUUGCCUUUUCCAGAUCUGUCAGCAAGGUGCAGUGUGAAAUUUCCUAGCGCUCAGAAGACCUGGGAAGUGGCUGUUGGCAUGUGGGUUUCUGUUCCUUCUGACAUCCCUGUUUUGCGUUCUCUUUCAGGAAAGAAGCCUUUGAAAACAAAAACAAGUUGCUUCCAAGCUGUCCCGGUUCUUCAGCGACAAAAUUGCAGGCCGCGAAACCCUUGCACGACUUGCCCAGGGAGUCCCCUUGUGUCGGGAGCAGCUGCACAAGCACAGGACCAGAAGUUGCCAUUUUUUGCCAUUUGUUUGCUGCAAGCUUCAAUACUUCCAGCUGGCAGAGCUAAAAUGGCCGCCACACGCCGCUGGAGGGCCGAAGCUGAGCGCACCCGGCUUCGGGAGGACCCCAAAGGUCUCAAAACGGGGGCCGGCGAGGCAGGAACCCUCGAAAGCCCCUUGGCAAGCCAUUCGGCAGACGCCGGGGGAUACGUGGCACGCCAAGAGAGCCAGCCGAGAGCAGGGAGCAGCGGUCACUAUCAGUGGGAGACCGAGUUCCAAGAGUUUCUGGAAGGUUCCAUCUGGGAGGAGCAGACCCCGGAGGAGCUGGCCCUGCGGGCCGACACCCGGGCCUUCCUGGCCUCCUUUGAGCAGGUGGCUGUGGCCUGCCACUGGCCCAGGAGGGAGUGGGUGACCCGGCUGCUGCCGGCCCUGGGCGAGGAAGCGGAGAAGGCCUUCAUCAGCCUGGACCCCCAGGACCGCGGAGACUUCCAGAAGGUCAAGGCGGCCAUCUUGAGGCGCGAGGCCCUGGCGCGCGAGAAGAAGCACCAGGAGUUCCGCCGCUUCUGCUACCAGGAGGCCAAGGGGCCCCGGGAAGUCCUUGCGCGGCUCCAGGAGCUGUGCCAACAGUGGCUGAACACGGAGAGGAGCAGCAAGGAGCAGAUCUUGGAGGCUUUGCUCCUGGAGCAGUUCCUCAACGUCCUGCCAAAGGAAAUGUACCACUGGGUCAAGGAGCGUGUGCCGGAGAGCUGCUUGCAGGCCGUGGCUCUGGCGGAAGAUUUCCUGAGGAGGUUGCAAGCGGCCGAAAGGGGGGAAGAACCGGUAAGAAGGUUGCAUUCCUUUUUCCCCCCAGGUUUGCAAGCAGCUGCUAGCCAGCAAAUGGUUGCAAAAGUCAAAUAUCCCAGCAGUGCAAGCGACCAAAGCCAGUGCCUUCAACUUCGCUUUUUCUUUUUUUGGCGAAAUAUAAGGACACACUAGGAUCAUCUCACUGAACCCUGUGCAAUGCAGGAUAUUUUUUGUCCAACCCCCAAUUUCCAGUUCAAGCUGAGCGAGCCUCUGGGGCCCAGUAAUAAUAAUAAUAAUUAUUAUUAUUAUUAUUAUUAUUAUUAUAAUUUAUUAUUAUUAUUUAUUAUUUAUGCCCCGCUCAUCUGGCCGGGUUUGACUCUGGGCAGCUUCCAACCAAAUAUUAAAAACAAUACAGCAUCAGACAUUAAAAACUUCCCUAAACAGGGCUGCCUUCAGUUGUCUUUUAAAAGUAAAAUAGUUGUUUAUUGCCUUGACAUCUGCUGGGAGGGAGUUCCACAGGGCAGGCACCACUACCGAGAAGGCCCUUUGCUCUCAGAAAUCUGCUCUCAGUCCAAACCUUUUACAUCUUUGUAGCUGGGUUGUUUUCAGUUUCUUAUCUCAUUGUCUCUGGCCUGUAGUUUGCUCCAAUUAAAGCCCAAUUAACAGGAUAACCUGUGCUUCCAGGAACGGGAUGGGGGAGGGGGUUUUGUGGGAUCCAGAGUACUCCAUGCACCCAGUGCCUUUGCCUGCCCGUGCAUUCCAAUGGGAAGCAAGUGCCAGACCGCCAGGCAAACUGCGGGUGAGAGCUUGGUCCCUCUUCCAACCAAAGAGGAAAACAGAUAAUGAAAUUCCCCCAUCAUUAUCUGAUUAUCUCCAUCUGUCUCUCUUACGCAGUGUUGGGAGAAACUCCAUUCAAGGAGCACCGGAAACAAGAAGCCAAAAUUGAAUACAUUCAGUGCCUUACCUAAAGAGCUGCUUCUAGUUUAUUAUUAUUACAUGUUUCUCCUCUUUACCCUGACAACAGCCGUGUGAGGUAGCUCAGGCUUGAGAGAAUGGUGACUGGGCCCAAGGUCGCCUGGUGUAUUACAUGGCCGAGUGGGGAUUCGAACCCUGAUCUCUCAGGUCAUAAUCCAGCGCUCUAACCAUUGCACCACACUGGUGACUUGAGCACUUUGCCUUCUGUUCCUUUUCCUCCACUCCUCAGUGGUCUCCCUUUUUCUGCUCUUUAAUUUUUUCCAGGAGCAGGAAGAGGCUGCAGAUCUUCGCAAGAAGCAGGAAGUUCCGCUGGAAACGGUGCCGCUGCAAACUUGGGCUUCGAGGGAGGUCCAAGGGGAGCCCAGUUCAUCAUCACGCAAGACUUACACAGGUAAGCAGCACUCUUAGUUUUGCCUGGAAUUAGCGGUAGGAAGAGGAGAUCCAGUGUGGAGCAGUGUUGAUGUUGUUUUAAUCAAUUUUAUUCAAGGUUUUCAACAUACGCUACAAUAAAAGCCAAACAAAGCCAAUAGAGAGCAAAAUAAAAAAAGGAUAGAGGAAACACCCACACACAAACAAAAUUUUAUAUUCUAUCAACCAGCUGUAAGGCAUAUGUUGAAACCAGCUUGUGUUAAGAUUUUCUGUUUCAGAUAAAGAGGAGUGUAUUGAUUGGUGUGUGUAGUUAACACAUAACCUUUUUGACAGGAAAUGAGCUAGAGACAACCACCUGAUCUUUAUAAAAACUACUAUUUAUUGGUGCUUCUGUUUAGUUUUUUCCCCUCUUCUCCCCUCCUCUCUUUUUUCCUUUUGUGCCCUGUCGUUUCAGAUUGUAUGCUUGUGGGCAGGGACGGUCAUGUCGCAAUUGGUUGUAUGCAAGGCACUCUGGGAGUAUUUUUGAGUGGGUUAAAAAUGCUCUAAAUAAAACUGUUUUGGCUCUGGCCCUAACCACUACUCAUAUUUGGCCCUCAAAUGGUUGCCCAGAAGGCAGUGCGGCCCUCGGGGCUAAAAAGGGCUCCACAUCCCUACCUAAAGGAAGGUCCUAAACAUUCGGAAAAACUUUUUGACAGGAAGAGCCAUUUGACAGUGGAACGGUCUCCCUCAGGAGGUAGCGGCAAUGUUUGAUGUUUGAUUGUGUUUUUAAUAUUUUGUUGGGAUUUUUGUCAUUGUCUUGUUGGGCUGUGAUAUGUGAUAAAGGGGAGCCAACCGGGGUGAAGGUGUCUUCUUGUAUUUGUCCCUGUGUCAGUUUCAGUUCAUUGGUUAAUUUUUCUAGUAGAGCUAUUUGGUACCAUUGGUCCGUGCUUACUCCAACUCCACAAUUCUACGAUUCUACACAUAUGUCUUUCUGGUAGGUUAUGGGCAGGCCGGCGUGGCAAGGAAGAAGAAGACCUUCCAGUGGGGCCGCUACGGGGAAGUGAAGCUGCGAGCCCGGUUUCCCGGAAGAGCAAACGCCGUCCUGCCAUCCCGCUGGAAGCAGGCCGGAGGCACGCAGGAGCAGCGCCGCUCGGAUAGGCUGAAGCAAGCCCAGUUGCCGAACCUGGCCGAGGCGCCUCCCUCACCGCCGCCACCUCCUCCAUCUCCUCCACCUCGGGAUGUCAAGCCCAAGCUCAAGAAGCCCUCCCCCCCUCCAGACGCCGCCCCCAAGAGCCAGAUCAAGAUGUGCCCCGAAUGCGGCCGGGGCUUCAACGGCUUGGCGACCUUCAACCGCCACCGUAUGCUCCACACCGGGGAGAAGCGCUACGAGUGCUGCUUCUGCAGCAAGGGCUUCUGCUGGCGCUCGGAUCUGGUCCGGCACGAGUGCCAGCACACCGGGAAGAAGCCCCACGAGUGCCCCUUCUGCGGGGAGGGCUUCGACCGCAAGUGGCAGCGAGAGAAGCACGAGCUGAUCCACACCAAGAGCAAGGCGAAGCUGUGAGCGGCCUGCGACUUGGCGGGAGGGAAUUAGCGGGAUUUUAGGAAUAAGGGUGGGAGCGGAUAGCGUUGCUGGGUUAAAUCUCUCUGGGGCAGAACCAGAGGAGGGGGCUUCUCGUUGCCAACUCUGGCACCCUCCAGAUGUUCUGGACCACAAUUCCUGGUGGGAUUUGUGGUCCAGAACAUCCCAGCUUCCAAAGUCUGCCUCAGACAGGACCUGCAGUCUCGUUCCAGCUCCCUCCUCUUCUUGCCAACAAUGUGUGUUGUUUUUCUGGCCACCUGAGUGCAUCUCCUGGUUUCGGCAGCCUAUGUGGAGGAGGCAGCCAUGCCCAAAUGGAUCAGGGAUGAUUCAACCCGUCGUGUGGGGCCACUCCCCCCCCAAAAAAAUCCAGCCACCAUCCAGCCAAAAUGAGUUCUUUUCGAAAUUCCUCUCAAAGCAUGUGUUUCUUCUACAUGUAAACAUCCUGCAUCGCUUGGCAGGAUGUCCCGCCCCUCCUGUUAUUUCUUCCUCAUGGUGAAGCUAUUCCAAAAUAAAGUACACCCCCCCAAAAAAGCUGUAUGUUGCAUUAUCCUGUUCUGAAUUAGUGACCAAGCUUAGGCAAUAUAUCAGGGUCUUUUUUACAUGGCUUUAAGCCCCUUGAAUGUAUUAAAGGAGUGGAGUGUGUUAGAAGGGAAGAUCAAGUAGGAGAAGCAGUUUUGAAUUUGAGGUUGGUAGUGGGGUGUUAUGGGGCAUGUUGAGCUUUUUGCAAGCAAGAGUUAAUUCUACUGUUCAUGUUACAUGUGUGUUUUAAUUAUCUGCAUUCUGGUGUUUCUGUGAAUCUGCCUUUCUGAAGGAAAAAAAAAUUUGGCGGGUUCUUCUCAAUAACAUCAGUUGGAGAAAAGCCUACUCCACAGAUUAGGUUGUGGGGAGAGAAUUAGAGGGAAGCAUCCUGAGGGGGCUGGAGGCUGAAUGUGGACUGUACUAUUUUAGGAUGUUGGUAGGGGGUACCAUUUUCGAAAGCUCUGCCAUGUUAAACAAACCUUAGUGAGGAAAAAUUAGAAAAACACCCCUUGUCAUGGGGAAGACAUUCUAUUUCGGAUCAGUUUUUGUACUUGAGCUCUUCCCCUGGUCCAGGCACCAUUAAAAUUAAAUGUGGGAUCCCGCCUGGGUUCCAAAAUGGUACAGCCCAUUCCACUACCUCAAGGACUAUACCACUUCAUUCUGCUGUAUGGCUAAGCCAUACCUUAGUUCCCCAAAUUUAAUAACUAUAUUUACAUUCUCUUGAACCCCUAGAAAGAUGGUUUGGUCCCAGACUUAUUUAACACACACAUGCCCCCAUGCUCAAGUGCUGUUUUUCAUCUAAUGGGCAACACAGAGUUCAGCCACAGUGACGGUAACGUGGGGUCACACACAUUUCGAAAUGGGCAAACAAUGGUUUGCAGGAGCCACAGGGGUGGGGAAGUUUCAGCCCUCAAGACUCCUAAUUCCAAUCUUCCUCAGCCACCAUGGCCAAAGGAUGGAGAUUGGUUGUCUGACAGCAUCAAGAGGGCAGCAAGUUCCCCCUUCUCAGUAUGCUACCAUCUGCCUGAUUUGAACAUAACAGUAAACUAUGGUUUGGCCAAACCAGGAAGUGGGGGGGGGGGAGGAGCAAAUCAGCCUCAAGCACAGUCACUGUGGUUUGGCUAUUGAUGUGUGAAUCCAGAUAAUAUCUGUCCCAGAAGCUGAUCCUAAUGUAUUGUUCUCGUUCUCUCAUUAGUCUACCACUAUUGUGCCCAUCUGUUUAAAUGUUCAGUAGUAGCCUAGCUUUUCCCCCAAGCAUCCUAGAAAUGAGCCGAACAGCAGGUACCAGUUGCAAACCAAUGAAGCCGUUUUCAUUUUUUUUGGUUCCCUUGUUGAGUGUCUACAGUUCUGAAUGCCCACGCUUUUAUACUCCUGUCAAAACAUGUUGAGGUUUUAUUUAUAAAGUUUCUUAUCUCAAGUUUUUUGUAAUCUUAAAUUAAAAAAAGUCUUUUGUGACAAGUUUGGAGCUUGUUAUGUUUGGAGCUAUUAAAAAUUGGGUAGUUGCUCAAUGGA